GAAGAAACAAGGCUUGUCGAAGGACGACUGAUAGGUACAGACAGACGCCAUCACAAGAACUUGCAACAAGCAGGGCACGCUAGACAUACCGUGCAAGAUGCCUCCAAAGACCUUUACCAUCCUGUUGGCCAUCAUCCUCUUGGUCUUGAUCAUUGGACUCACCUGCAUCUUCAACUUCAUGCCAUUGGCACCGUCUAACGUGCAGCAUCAGCCAGAACCUAACGUGCAGCGUCGGCCAGAACCUAACCUGGAGAAUGUGCUCAAACCUUUUGCGGAGAAUCUGCCAGAACCAAACGUGCAGCGUCGGCCAGAACCAAACGUGCAGCGUCGGCCAGAACCAAAUGUGCAGGGUCGGCCAGAACCAAACGUGCAAGGUCGGCCAGAAGCAAACGUGCAGGAUCAGCCAGAACCAAACCUGGAGAAUGUGCUCAAACCUUUUGCGAAGAAUCUGCCAGAACCAAACGUGCAGCAUCGGCCAGAACCAAACGUGCAGCGUUGGCCAGAACCAAACGUGCAGCGUCGGCCAGAACCAAACGUGCAGCGUCGGCCAGAACCAAAUGUGCAGGGUCGGCCAGAACCAAACAUGCAAGGUCGGCCAGAACCAAACGUGCAGGAUCAGCCAGAACCAAACCUGGAUAAUGUGCUCAAACCUUUUGGGGAGAAUCUGCCAGAACCAAACGUGCAGCAUCGGCCAGAACCAAACGUGCAGCGUCGGCCAGAACCUAACGUGCAGCGUCGGCCAGAACCAAACGUGCAGCAUCGGCCAGAACCAAACGUGCAGCGUCGGCCAGAACCAAACGUGCAGCGUCGGCCAGAACCAAACGUGCAGGGUGAAAACGUGCAGGAUCGGCCAGAACCAAACGUGCAGCGUCGGCCAGAACCAAACGUGCAGGGUCGAAACAUGCAGGGUCGGCCAGAACCAAACGUGCAGCGUCGGCCAGAACCAAACGUGCAGGGUCGAAACGUGCAGGGUCGGCCAGAACCAAACGUGCAGGGUCGGCCAGAACCAAAUGUGCAGCGUCGGCCAGAACCUAACGUGCAGGAUCAGCCAGAACCAAACCUGGAUAAUGUGCUCAAACCUUUUGGGGAGAAUCUGCCAGAACCAAACGUGCAGCAUCGGCCAGAACCAAACGUGCAGCGUCGGCCAGAACCUAACGUGCAGCGUCGGCCAGAACCAAACGUGCAGCAUCGGCCAGAACCAAACGUGCAGCGUCGGCCAGAACCAAACGUGCAGGGUGAAAACGUGCAGCGUCGGCCAGAACCAAACGUGCAGGGUCGAAACGUGCAGGGUCGGCCAGAACCAAACGUGCAGCGUCGGCCAGAACCAACCGUGCAGGGUCGAAAUGUGCAGGGUCGGCCAGAACCAAACGUGCAGCGUCGGCCAGAACCAAACGUGCAGCGUCAGCCAGAAGCAAACGUGCAGGAUCAGCCAGAACCAAUGACCAGCCAGAACAGUGCAGGAUCAGUGAACGAGCCUCAGCUGGUCAAUAAAGUUUGCCCUUCGCCAUGGAGUGGCCAUGACAAUCGCUGUUUCCUGUAUGUGGGUGUCAACAAGACAUGGCAUGAUGCUGAGAAGCACUGCGUAGCCAUGGGUGGACACUUGGCCUCAGCUCACACCCACGCCACGAAUGAGUUCCUCCGGGGAUUGAUUCCUGAGCGGGAUGCUUGGAUUGGGGGCAACAAAGAGAACGAUGUGUGGAAAUGGACGGAUGGUUCCCAGUUUGAUGUGAAGCCGUAUGGGGGGAACAGCACACAUGCUAGAUGGACAGAAAAAUGCUUCUUUAGAGGGGCUUGUGUGAAACUCAAUGGCCUUUCCCUCCUCUCGAUUCUUUAUUGCUGGUUCGAACAACCAUUUAUUUGUCAGAAGUGAUGGGAUGGUCUCGGCUGGGUGAUCCGGCUGCUCCUUCAAAGACGCCGGUGCUGAAAGAUCACCACUCUGCGUUAAUUCGGUUGCUUUCAUGAAUCCUGAUCAUAAUCGGUGUGCACAUGAUCCCAAACAAUCCGCAAAACACCAGUUUACAAACUAAGGCUCGUACUAUUUGCAGUUCAGGAGCUAACACAAUCAGGAGAAAAUGAAUCCAUCCAAAACAAAAGCACAUUUUAGACAACAUAUUUAGAAGCAACAUCCUUUAACAUUGAAUCACUUAUUGAACUCAGCUAAAAUGAGGCACAAAGCAAAGAACAAGCUGCUACCCGGCAACAGACCACCAUUUUUCUCAACAAGAGGGCAAAUACAAACACACCGAAAACAAAACAGCAAAAAUUUGUCCUCGCUUAUUCUACAUGAAUUAAGUCGAAAAAUGCGUAAUCCUACGAGGAAAAUGAAUUUUACAAGAUUAAUGUAAGUUAUAAGAAUGGAAUAAAGACAAAAUUAUGAGAAGAAAGUUGAAAUAGUUAGAAAAUGACACAGCGGACGUGGAGAAAGUAGCUAAUUUUAUGGGAAUGAAGUAAAAAUAUCGAUAUUGCAUUCUUUGACUAGUUAAAGUGUCAUUUUAGUCACAUUAAAAUGGUAUUUUUUAUGUAAUUUGGUGGAAAUGAGAGGUUACAGUGUGGGAAUCACAUAUUACAGAAGAAAUUGACAAAUUAUUUAAGAAAGUUGAAAUAUUUUGGAAAAUAACAAUGGGAACAUCCCUGAGAUUUCUUUUUGUAAAUAGUUGCGAGCAGACGGGCGUGAAAACCAUGUAAUACACAAGCUCACCUACGUGUGGCGCCGUGAACAAACACGCGGGCGGAAUAGAAGAAGAAAGAACACGUGUGUAAGUCUGUCGUCUUGCACUUGUCAAGUCUUAGGGGCGUGUCACUGCACAGUACGUACCCGGAAGGCAAUGUGUUCAACUGGGCUCUACGCAUGUGUACAACGCGUCUACAUCCGGCCGGCAGUCACAUGUUAGGCAUGUGUAAUCUACGCCAUCCGUAUGGCAGCAAGCAAUACACAAUAAGUCCCCCCUCCGCGACCAAAACGUAAGUAAGAUAGAUAGAAAAUUGAGAAAUAACAACAUAAUCUUUUUUUUCUCAUAUCCAUGAUGCAAGUGGACAAUUAAGAAGCCCUUUUCGCUACUGAAAAAAGUAAAACACAAAAGCAUGUGCUAGGAAGUUAUGUUUGGAGGGAUGAUAUUUCCCCGUUUAGAAAAACCCCUGAAAGAGCUGAAUCCUCCAGAUGUAUCCAUCAUUGCCCUCUGCCCUCUCCUUGUUUACAUGAAAUAUUUAAUGCGUUUUCUAUUGAAUUAUUGAUGUAACCCGUAACCCGAUAUGACGGUUACGUCUGCGCUACGUGCAUUGCCCAAGUUUUACGUAGCUCAGUCAUAAGACAAUAGAAACAUCACCAAGCUAACCAACUAUUUUAACAAGAGUCACUGAUAAAAUAACCUCCCAACAUAUUACACAUAUGAAGUAUGGUUAUUGACCAUUUAUGUUCAUACAUUUCAAAAAUAACUUCCACAGCACGUGACGUCGCAGAAGCGCUGUGAAAAUUAACUAAAGGAGGAAGUGACGUAGUCCAUGCGCAUGCGCGAGACAGAUUGCGUUCCGGGUACGUAUUGCGUAGUGACAGUGCGCCGCACACGGGCGGCGACAUGGCCGCUAUUCCAUUCAUCUUCAGUGGAACCGACACAUUGGGGCGAUUAUCGCGUGCCACCGUGCAUGUGAAGGUUUUGUGUUGGUGCGUGUCGUCAUACACACGCCAGCUUGCGACGCCAUCCCAGAAAGUUGAAGAAUGUUCCAACCUUUCAGACGAGGACCAGUUGGCGAGAGUUGAUCGACUAAUGAGCGGACAGGAUGCUAAUCAGUCGCUAUACUUGGCGUGUCAGAUUUCCUGGAGCUAGUUGACAUUUCUAAAAAAUAUAGAUGUAAAAAAAAAAAGAAGCAUGAGAACUCGUCAGGUAAGUUUACAUUCAAUUUAUGUAAGUUCAUCUUCCAAUGCUAGCAAGAUCCGCUAUUAGCAAGAGUAAACACCGGCCACUUUGCCUCCUCGCUUCUACCUUGAUACCCCCAAAAUUCCCUCCACAUCUGACAGCCAAUCAAAAAUGCGGGAGACUCGUACAACUCGCUCUGGAUGUGAACACGUCGCUCACGGGUGUCGCUGGUCGCCGCCACUUGUCGCCUCCCAUGUGCAUGGUUUGCUACGCGUUGGCCAACCCGAGUGUCGUUUGUGGCGCCCAUCAGAAGUAGAAUUACUUCUGCGAGUCAUUGUGGAGUAUAUGAGGAGAAUGGCGACUGGGGUGAGUCAUGUUGCCCCGCCAUUGGCUGGCCAAGCCAGGGUGUACACUGCCUGUUACCCGUCUACCCCCGUGACCCUAGUGAGGAUUAGCGGCAUAGAGGAUGGAUGGAUGCUGUAUAUAAGGUGUUCAAUGUGGUUUGGUUGAGGAAAACAUUGAACAUGUUCUAUGCGCCACCACCACAAACUUCAUGUCUGUAUGCCGAUGCCAAUCAUAUAGUCUACUCGUUUUCCUGGAUACCUUUCACAUCUGAUUCCUAAAGGGACUGUUGGCAACUGUUGGGCAGCUUCCUAGAGGAACUUUGUUGCACGCGUGACGUCUUGAGCACGUAAGCCACCCCCCACGUAACACACGCACACUAGCUAUGUUAAAUGGCCAAGGUUAGCUAUCAUUGAAUGCAUAGCUUAGCACAACCACACAAAGACCCCAAUUUGUCAUUUUUGUUGCAAAUUGGGACAAGUCUAGAUGUUUGUUUGCUGUCUUUGAAAGCACUAUGCUAACAAGCUAGCCGCUGCCGAUGUUCUGAUUUCUUGGUUAACCUUGAGAGUUGCAGACAGUCACUUGAAAUAUUUUGAUAUUUAUGAUACUGUUUGACUUAAGUGGGGGUGUCACCAUACACCAUAUUUUAACAUGACAAUGAAAACUUGCAGGACUGGCAAACAAAACUUAUUUAACAGUCGAGGAGUAAUGCAGGAAACGCCGAGUGCAGGUUGGAUUGCAAGGUUUCUAGUGUGUGUAAAGCACUUAAUGUGUGCUUCCCAUCCUGCCUGGCCCACUGCCACUAGCGAUGCCAUAGUUGAGCCUGAUGGGCUCCUGGCUGCCAGACAUGUGGUGACACCCCCACGAUGACCAUGAUGUGUUUCACAUUUCACACGUUAUUCCAACAUGUUCUACUUUGGAAUCAA
This is a messenger RNA of Dunckerocampus dactyliophorus (ringed pipefish), 5119 nucleotides long. Its product is annotated as proteoglycan 4-like. Lineage: Eukaryota; Metazoa; Chordata; Actinopteri; Syngnathiformes; Syngnathidae. The transcript has 7 exons. Bases 98 to 1870 code for a protein of 590 amino acids. The record is from RefSeq and is a predicted model, not a curated record.